GGGGGGAAGAUCCGGACCUUCAAAGCGGUGAUGCAAGAUGCAAACCAAACCACCAACAAACCUCGAACCGGCUAUCAAGCUCAAACCACAAACAAACACACUAUACUCUACACCACAUAACAGACGACCUUACCUCAGAGAAUAAAGAAAAAAAAGGAGAAGAGAAUAGAAAAUGACCACAGAAAUCAAAGAACUCUCCCUCCCCCUCCCCUACACCCCCCACACGACCGCCCACAUCCACCUCACACGACACCAAACCUGCACGACGGUGUUUCUGACCUCGUCGACGCCGGGCGAUGCAGCGGGCAGUAUCAAGCCGAUGGGGAGUUUUGUGUAUGCGAUGCCGGAUAGAAUGGAUCCUAAAAAUGUGAUAUCAACAACAAUCUACUCCGUCCCCGGAAGUGUGGAAUACACGGCCCGGAUCGCGAAGAUUCUUGCGAGGAGGUUGAAGACCCCUGUUUAUGUGGGUGGGAGUAUUGAGCCUGCGACGAUGGGGGUGAUGGCUGAGGAGGAGAUUGAGGGGGUGAAGAGGAUUGUGGAGGUGAUUGUGAAGGGGUGGGAGGGGGUUAAGGUUUAAUUUUCUAUUCUAGUUUCUAUUUCUGUUAGCUGUUGAUUAUAAGUGUGUUCUGUUGGUUGAUGGUAGAUGUUGGGGGAUGAAUGGAUGGAUGGAUGGAUGAUGGCAUUGGGGGGAGUUGGGUGUUUCUCUGCAUAUUCUGUCUGCUUAUUUUCUUGUUCUGGCUCUGAGUGCUGAAUAACAAAUUAGGAGUAACUAACUAUAGUCAUGAUAUGGCAAUCGAAUUACUACCAUGUCACUUCGUACUAAUUAAUG
This is a messenger RNA of Aspergillus welwitschiae, 829 nucleotides long. Its product is annotated as proteasome assembly chaperone 4 family protein. Lineage: Eukaryota; Fungi; Ascomycota; Eurotiomycetes; Eurotiales; Aspergillaceae. Bases 173 to 577 code for a protein of 134 amino acids. The record is from RefSeq and is a predicted model, not a curated record. The transcript is spliced from 2 exons. Gene Ontology annotation, biological process: proteasome assembly.